UUUGCGAGAGGAAAUGCAAUGACAGUCACGAUUUGUGAUUCUCGCGUGUGAAGUGCCAAAUAUUUCGAAAUGAAGUGUCUAGUGAGUUUACUGUUAUUGGCGGCGUUGUUGGGCGUGAAUGCUUACGAAUUCGAUGAUAGCACCUUCAAUGAAUAUCUCUUCAAGGAGUUGCAGUCUCUACAAGAUGAUGACAUUGCCGACGAUUUGCCAACACAUCGUGCGCGACGCGAAACCGAAGUAGAAAACUCAGCCGAAAAGGAGGCCAAAGAGUGCGCUAAACAUAACUGGAAGAAGGAUAUGCAUUGCUGUAAGGGUAGCAAUGUCAAUGAUGAACAAUUGGAACUUUUCAUGAAUGUUAAGAAAGAGUGCAUCGCAGAAUUAAAGGGCGAACCAGCCGAUGACGCCUAUGAUCCAUUCAAUUGCGACAAGAUGCAACAAGUUAAGGAGCAAAUGAUUUGUGUCGCUGAAUGCGUUGGAAAGAAAUUCCAUAGCAUCGACGAAAACGGUCAAUUCAAACGUGAUGUUAUUUUGGAGCAACUGCGCAAACAAAUCGGGGAUGUGCAAUGGAAAAAAGAUGCUAUAGAAGGCUAUGUCGACAAAUGUCUAGCUGAAGUGAAGGAAAAGCACGAGCAAUUAGAGAAGGCGGGAAAACUAUCCGAAGGCUGCAGUCGUUGUCCAUUGGCCUUCAGCGGUUGCAUGUGGCGCGAAUUCUGGAAUGGCUGUCCGGCUGAGUUGCAUGUCGACACGCCAAAGUGCAAUAAAUUGCGUGAACGCGUGACCAAAAAUGAUAUUCAAUUCUUUGGCAAGCACUUGCUAUUCAAAUAUUAUCCCAACUCGAUGGAAUAGAAUUACUAUAAAAAGUAGUUUGAAUAAAUUUUUAUUUGAAGAGAA
Messenger RNA from Anastrepha ludens (Mexican fruit fly), 891 nucleotides. RefSeq lists its product as uncharacterized. The coding region runs from base 70 to 846 and encodes 258 amino acids. Gene Ontology annotation, molecular function: odorant binding. The transcript is spliced from 3 exons. The record is from RefSeq and is a predicted model, not a curated record. Lineage: Eukaryota; Metazoa; Arthropoda; Insecta; Diptera; Tephritidae.